This is a messenger RNA of Durusdinium trenchii, 972 nucleotides long. Lineage: Eukaryota; Dinophyceae; Suessiales; Symbiodiniaceae. The record is from the annotation of a GenBank genome assembly.
AUGGCAAAUCUUGCUGCCGGCGCAGUAGCAUCUUCUCAGGACCCUUGUGGGGCCAACGUUUCAUCCACUGCUUCAGGCGACAGCUUGGACGAGUGGGAAGAAGUUGAAACAAGUCCGGGUCCAGAUGUAUCAGAAGCCUCCCUGAAGAUUUUGAACAACUGUCUCACGGAUGUGCAGAAGUUUGUCUGUAAAGUGCAGGAGAAAUGCCACAGCGGUGAAGUGGUCACUAUGGUGAAGGCUUGUGAACAACUACAGCAGCUCCACAAGCUCUGUAACUGGCAAGACAGGCUCAUCGUGGCAGGCAACAGCAAUGUGGGCAAGAGCACCAUUGGAAACGCCCUGCUUGGCGGUGGCAAGUUUUGGCCAACAUCAUCCUCAUGCAUGACGGCUCGGAUUUGUGAAGCACACUACGAUGCUUCUGCCCCCGGCACCGCAGUUUCGAAGGACGUGGUCUACAAGAGUGCAACUUCACAGCCAAAAGAGUUCGAAGAAUUCCUGGAGCAACCUUUGCAGGUUCCAAAUCCAAGCUCCUUGCUGAAGCCGGGUGUCAUUCUGGUCGACUUGCCAGGCUUGGAUCAGGAAGUGAAAUACAUGGCGAGAUUGGAGGAGUACAUGAUGUCUCAUGAGCCUACUUCGGUAGCGCUCGUUUAUGUGAUCGAUGUGAACAAAAAGAUUUCCAACGAGGAUCGUGAGUUUUUUGAGAUGCUCAUGAGCUCCCCCUGGACGGAAUUGUCCCAGAAGCUUCUGCUUGUGGUGAACAAGUGUGACAUAGAAGUCGCGCGGAACCCUUUGGACAGCGAAGAAGAGAGUCCAAACUAUGAUGAUUUGAUUUCAGACAUCAAGACAGAUGCCAGCAAUUACUGCACUCCAAAAGUCAUGGACGUGUCCAUGUCGGAUCGUGUGACAAAGCAGUCCACGCAAAAGCAGAGUCAAAGUGGCAGUCGGUGCAGGCGGAAGUUCGCAGGGCUCUGA